Physella acuta is the source of this 474-nucleotide messenger RNA. RefSeq lists its product as uncharacterized. The record is from RefSeq and is a predicted model, not a curated record. NCBI's taxonomy places the organism in Eukaryota, Metazoa, Mollusca, Gastropoda, Physidae.
AUGGGUAAGGAUAAGAGAGGUGUGGGCCAGGAUAAGAGAGGUGUGGGUCGGAUUAAGAGAGGUAUGGGUCAGGAUAAGAGAGGUGUGGGCCAGGAUAAGAGAGGUGUGGGUCAGGAUAAGAGAGGUGUGGGUCGGAUUAAGAGAGGUAUGGGUCAGGAUAAGAGAGGUGUGGGCCAGGAUAAAAGAGGUGUGGGCCAGGAUAAGAGAGGUGUGGGUCGGAUUAAGAGAGGUGUGGGCCAGGAUAAGGGAGGUGUGGGUCGGAUUAAGAGAGGUGUGGGUCAGGAUAAGAGAGGUGUGGGCCAGGAUAAGAGAGGUGUGGGUCGGAUUAAGAGAGGUAUGGGUCAGGAUAAGAGAGGUGUGGGCCAGGAUAAGAGAGGUGUGGGCCAGGAUAAGAGAGGUGUGGGCCAGGAUAAGAGAGGUGUGGGCCAGGAUAAGAGAGGUGUGGGUCAGGAUAAGAGGUGUGGGUCGGAUUAA